Bolinopsis microptera is the source of this 3982-nucleotide messenger RNA. RefSeq lists its product as uncharacterized. Bases 32 to 3982 code for a protein of 1316 amino acids. Gene Ontology annotation, cellular component: plasma membrane. The record is from RefSeq and is a predicted model, not a curated record. The transcript has 2 exons. Gene Ontology annotation, biological process: activation of adenylate cyclase activity; hormone-mediated signaling pathway; adenylate cyclase-activating G protein-coupled receptor signaling pathway. Gene Ontology annotation, molecular function: G protein-coupled peptide receptor activity; protein binding. Lineage: Eukaryota; Metazoa; Ctenophora; Tentaculata; Lobata; Bolinopsidae.
UUGAAGUUACUGUUCUAUUUGCUGUACAUUGAUGAUGCCGAAAACUACUGUUACUCUGAUCGCUCUUUUUGUGACGACUCUUUCGCAGUCAACGUCGGAGACGACAUGCCAGAUUCAAGACCAGCGUGGCUUCCUGAAGUACGUAUGCAAGAAUGGGACUUCUACCUACAACAAAUGCCAUGAUUCUGAGGAAACAUAUUAUUCUGAAUUUCCCCUCAGAGAAGUCUGCUCAAAUGACCCGUUCUUUUACCAAGCUUGUGAUAAAGCAAUUGGAGGACGAAUAACUAACGAUAAGUUCCUCUGUGAGUAUUUCGUGUGUAAAAUAUUUCCGGGGGAUUAUGUUUAUUUCUCAAAUUUAUUAGAAGGAUAUGGCUGGAUUUGUGAUGGUUAUGUGGAUUGUGACUCUGGUAUUGAUGAAACAAACUGUCCUAAUACAACAACAAUAAUGCCGAGUGGUGAAGUAAUCUUUAGUCCUUACAUCUGUAAUGACGUAUGUGACCAUAUGUAUUGUGAAGACGAAGCCCUAUGUAAUGGGUAUACCUAUGGAAUGUACUGCAAUGUUACUGACAAUGAAGGGAACACAGUCUAUAAAUAUAUUAGCCCUGGGUGGAUUUGUAAUGGAUACCAAGAAUGUGACAAUGGUGAGGAUGAAUAUAACUGUCAGGUGACAAAUAAAACAUUGGACACAUGUCAACAUGCUGACACUGGGCCACUGGUGCCAGUUUUCAAUUUCACAAGAUGUUAUGUAUUACAGGUCUUUACACACACUUAUCUGCAUAAUUUAUGCGCGGAUGUAGUUCAAUCAAACUGCACCGACCACUCCAAGAUAGGCAUUAUUUGUGAAAUAAACGGAUAUAUUUCUACAGUCUCAAAGAUCAUGAUUAAUUGUAAUAAAUUCGAUCUGAAAGUGUGUGACGAUGGGAUCGAACAGAUGUGUAAACAGUUAACAGAACCAUGCUUUUUACACAAGCACUUUAUGUGUGAUGGCCAAUUUCAUUGUGAAAACAAAGCUGAUGAAAGACACCCCCACUGUCAAUCUGUCACCCAAGGAACCUGUAAGAGAAGAGUCGGAGAUCUAGGAAACCUCAUGAUACCCUUGGCAUGGUUAGGCGAUGGUAUCCAAGAUUGUGUUGAUGGAAGCGACGAAGCUGCCAUUUGGCCUACCUGUGGAGUUGGAAAAUCAUAUCGACUUGUUUCUAGCGAAGAAGCAUGUGAAAAUGUUUUUGUUUGUCGAUGGGGAAACCCUGGAUAUGUCGAGGUUAAGAAUCUAUGUGAUGGAAUUGAAACUUGCGGAAACGAGAAUGAAAUAUGUUCAUAUUCCCGAAACUCGAUGGAAACAACCCGUCCGUUACCAACAUCAGACAAGGGCCUGACCAAACGGAUUUCUUAUUGUCUGAAAGGUUUAAUGCAGAUAGAAAUGCAAAGAGGAAAAUGUACAUCACAACAGUUUAUUUUUCCAGAUCACGAAUUUUUUGGGGUUGACACCACAACUACUCUGCAUCUCCCCUCAAUCAAGCAAGAUUGUUCAAACAUAUUCGGGGAGCAAUACGUUUAUACUAGCUGUGUAGAUAAAUGCUCAAGCUCUCCUUGUCCUCUCAGGGAAAUUCCAAGAUAUGAGGUCUGUCCAGCCCAAUAUCCAGACCGAGUGGGAACCAUAGCAAACGAAGAAUACCUUGCAUUCUUCACUAAGACACAUGGAGAAGUGUUCACAAACCGAUAUUUUGUGUGUGACGACAAAAUCAGUUGUGUUGACUACUCUCAAGUCUGUGAUUUGGUUAAAGACUGUGGAGAUGGCUCAGACGAAAAGCGUUGUGAUAACCACUUCACAUGUCUAUCUACAUCUCGUUUAAUUCCCAAAGUUAAGGUUUGUGAUGGUUCCUUAAAUUGCAUGGAUGGUUCUGAUGAAUGUAAUGACCUCUGUUCAAAGCACAUUUUACAAAAUGGCUCUCUUAAAGGACUGUCGUGGCUAAUAGGGUCUCUGGCUAUUUUCGCAAAUUCAGUCAUCGUGACAAAGAAUCUUCUGACAUUAACUCGGUGCCAGACUUCAGUAGCAUUGAUGAAUAAAUCGCUCGUUAUAUUGAUAUCUUUUGGAGACUUCUUGAUUGGGUGCUACCUAAUUGUAAUAGCCAUUUACGAUAGCAUCAUUUUCAAGAAGGAUUACUGCCUCCGCCAAAUAACUUGGAUCACAAGUAUCGAAUGUUCUGUUAUCGGUAUUUUCAGUACGAUUGGAUCGCAGAUCUCACUAUUCUCCAUGACAGUUCUCAGCACUGUCAGAAUCUAUGGUAUAUGGAACUCAAUGAGAGUUCCAGGGGAGGUGACCAGGUUGAAAGCAGUUCAAGUAACGACUGGGAUCUUCAGCUUAGCUCUGGCAUCUGCAGCAAUUGCUAUCAUACCGGUUAUCGACCAAUUCGAGGACUUUUUUGUCAAUGGAUUGAAGUUCGACGAACAAUUAAGUUUCUUCAUAGGAACACCUGACAAAAAAUUGAUCCUUGAUGUUCUUGAAGCCUAUUAUGGACGGAUGAAAGCAGCCACUUUAAGUUGGGACACAAUAAGACAAAUGGUUUCUGGAAUGUACUCUCACGAUUUAGAUUAUCAUGAUCAUACUUUGAAACAGACAAAAGUUGACUUUUACGGUAGUGAUGGUGUGUGCCUCUUCAAGUACUUCGUUAAAAGCAACGAUCCUCAAAAAAUCUUCGUUUGGGGUAUUCUUAUUCUCAACUUUUUAUGCUUCAUGAUAAUAACACUAUCUUACAUCCUCAUUGGACUGGUUUCCCUCAGAUCCUCUAAAAGUCUAACAAACUUGCAGGGCAAUAGACAAAUAUCCAACCGAAACCGUAGAAUGAACCAGAAAAUUGCUAUCAUCAUUGGCACAGAUUUCGCUUGUUGGGUGCCUUUCAUCAUAAUCUGUAUUCUCCACUCCUUAGAAGUCCUGGAUGCCACCCCUUGGUACAGUCUUUUCUCGAUGUUAAUUCUCCCUAUAAACUCUGUGAUAAACCCCUUCCUUUAUGAUGAUAUCGUAACAAGCUUUUUCAUCAAUUCAAUGAGGCGUUUUACAGCUCGAAUGUUGGACUCAACAAUUGUUCAAAGCAUCCGUGAUCGUUUCAUGUCGGAUCAAGUUGAAACAAUUGAACUUGAGGAAGUUAGAACUCAAAGAGAAGACUUGGUUCAAGAUCUACCGAGUGGACACGGGGUGGUUCGAGGAAUACAAAACGAACAAGAUUUGGUUUCAGAAACAGCUGAAGAAAAACUAGUGGUCCAAGAAGCAUCAGACAAACAAGGCAGGGACAAAAGGAAAUCGCGGUAUGUGCGGGAUCGCGAUUUUUCCCAUUUUUUGCGACAAUGUGAGAAAGAAACAGCAGAUGAACAAAUAGUUGUCCAAGAAAUAGCAGAUGAAAAAGGAGUGGUCCAAGAAACAGCAGACAAACAAACAAUUGUCCAAGAAACAGCAGAUGAACAGUUAGUGGUCCAAGAAACAGCAGAUGAACAAAUAGUUGUCCAAGAAAUAGCAGAUGAAAAAGGAGUGUUCCAAGAAACAGCAGACAAACAAACAGUUGUCCAAGAAACAGCAGAUGAACAGUUAGUGGUCCAAGAAACAGCAGAUGAACAAAUAGUUGUCCAAGAAAUAGCAGAUGAACAAGGAGUGGUCCAAGAAACAGCAGAUGAACAAAUAGUUGUCCAAGAAACAACAGAUGAAAAAGGAGUGGUCCAAGAAACAGCAGACAAACAAACAGUUGUCCAAGAAACAGCAGAUGAACAGUUAGUGGUCCAAGAAACAGCAGAUGAUAAAGGAGUGGUCCAAGAAACAGCAGACAAACAAACAGCUGUCCAAGAAACAGCAGAUGAACAAAUAGUUGUCCAAGAAACGGCAGAUGAACACUUAGUGGUCCAAGAAACAGCAGAUAAACAAAUAUUUGUCCAAGAAACAGCUGACGAACAAAUAGUUGUCCAAGAAACAGUUGUUGUUCUUUUGAAUGUCCCAUAA